AUGCAUCUGGUGUUGUGUGUCGUACUCGUGCUAUUCGGGUGUCCUCUCGGAGAGAUGUUUGUUCUCCAUCCUUCACCUGAGGCAUCUGCUGUGAAAGCCAACAGAGAACUGGAAAUCAGGAAAAUCCUUCUGGAAUCUCUAAACCUCCAGCGGGAGCCUCGUGUGUCCGUGUCGAAGAUGAAUCAUCUGCGUGACCAGUGGAAAGCCACUUUGGAAAGCACCACGCCAUACUCACCAGGAGGUAACUCAACCUUUCCUGAGGACUCCGGAAACUUGACAUGCUGCAAACAUUCCUCGCAGGUUUUCAUUAAAGAUCUGGGCUGGGACCGCUGGGUGGUUUAUCCAGAGAGCAUCACUUUCGUCCAGUGCCGAUCCUGCGGCGUGAACCGCUGCUCUGAGACUGCAGACGCGUCUGCGCAGUGCUGUAAGCCGACCGCUCACGAAAUCCUCCCGUUUCUCUACGUGGAUGAAUGGAGCAGUUUGGUUCUGUCCUCAGUGAGUCUGAUCCGUGAGUGCGGCUGCAAAAACACAGGAUCCUGAGGUCAUGACCCUGUUCUAGAAAGCCUCCCUGACCCGCAGGUCACGCUGACCUGUGUGAUUAUUGGCACAGAGCAAUAGAAACAUGGUGGAGAAGCACAGCUCUUGGGAUUUGUAGGUUUAUGGCUUAGCAAACAUAUUUAGCUUCUUUUGACUUUUGCUGCUGUUGAGAGGUCAGACUUUCAGACUCUUGUGGGCUUUAAGAGUGUGUUUGAAAAUAAUGUGGAAACAUAUAAAGUUCUCAGAAGACAUGAAGUUCUCAAUCUAAGCCUGUUAUUCAACUUUCAUAGAAACGCACAAAGGACCUCCUGUUACAAAUGAAUUCAAGGCCAAAUCUGUUUUUAACUUCAGGUUUUAAUGGGGCUGUAGUCUGGCUUGAUUUCAGUGGCCAGCGAAUGUUCCCUGAAAAAAUGUUGUCGAGCAGUUCUGCCAAAACUUUUCCCUGAGCGAAUCUGAGGACCAAAUAAAAGGUUACAUUCAAAAUGUCCUUCCUUUAAAUCAAGUUAUUAUGUCAAUUAUUCCUCUAAUGUGGCAUUCGGCAUGAUCGUUAGCGUUAACGUGCUUCUGCACUUUGAGAAAC
Messenger RNA from Sinocyclocheilus anshuiensis, 1117 nucleotides. It is a transcript of the gene gsdf, whose product is annotated as gonadal somatic cell derived factor. The transcript has 5 exons. The record is from RefSeq and is a predicted model, not a curated record. The coding region runs from base 1 to 540 and encodes 179 amino acids. Gene Ontology annotation, molecular function: growth factor activity. NCBI's taxonomy places the organism in Eukaryota, Metazoa, Chordata, Actinopteri, Cypriniformes, Cyprinidae.